Molecule: messenger RNA, 2108 nt
Organism: Sinocyclocheilus rhinocerous
Lineage: Eukaryota; Metazoa; Chordata; Actinopteri; Cypriniformes; Cyprinidae
Gene: ttll12
Product: tubulin tyrosine ligase-like family, member 12
Exons: 13
Coding region: 201-2078 (625 amino acids)
Biological process (GO): protein modification process
Cellular component (GO): cytoplasm
Source: RefSeq, a predicted model, not a curated record
AACGUGUUUUAUUUGCAGCUUCAUAGUUCGCAUCUGACUCUGCUGCAAAGUGAAGUAAAAUAGUAAAAAUAACAAUACAACAUAUACGGAAAUUAAACUUGACAGUAAAUGAGACGCGCUGGCCCUUUAACCCUGUUUCCCAUGAUGCACCGCUGCACGGUUCACAUGUGAGUGAGUUGUCAGAAAGAAAACUAGCAAAGAUGCAGAACGGCAAUGUGAACGGCGAAGAGGAUGAAGAGUAUCAGCUCUUCCUCUCUCAACACAGUCCCGCUUUAAAGGCGGCGAGAAUCCCUCCGCUUUACUGGAAGAGUCUGCAUUUAAAACUUGCCAGUGAGGUAUUUGAUGCUGGCGAUGUGUUUGGGAUCAUGCAGGUGGAAGAAGAGGAUGAGGAUGAAGAGAAUGAACGGAGAGUCAAUCCUGGAGAUGAGGUGGCUUGUAAAGUGAUUGUGACCAGAGAGAGUGGCCUGCGGGCUGCUGAUCCUACCAGUGUAUUUCUUGUAGAUCACGCAUGGACGUAUAGGGUGGAAAGCGCCCGGCAGCAGCUGCUGGAGAUUCCUGGCCUGCUGAUCCGGAUGGCCAGUCUGAUGGGUUUGCCUUUUCACGGAGAGGCUCCUGAUCCAGACAUCGUGGAUCUGGUCCUGGACAACAUGUGGAAAUACAAUCAAACCUAUCAGCUUUCCCAGGGGUCUGCAGAAGAAAAGGUUCCUGUGUGGUACAUCAUGGAUGAAUUUGGAUCUCAGGUUCAGCACUCUUCCCAGCCAACUUGCUGUAUGGCUCCUCUGUUCUACGCUCCACAACAGAUCGCUUACUCAGUGCUGUGGCCACUGCAAGACCUGGAGAAUGGAGAUGAGGUGACGCGUGAUUUUGCAUAUGGAGAGACCGACUCUUUGGUGAGGAGAUGCCGUCUGUUAGCAUGGCUGCCUGAUGACCUUGAGGAUGUGAGUGAUGACGUCCAAGAACCGUCUGACCUUUACUAUGAAACAAUUCUGCAGGAGAACAAAGAGAAGCUUCCUAUAGACAUCCAGCUUUACUGUGUACCAGAUGGAAAAGUGCUGAAGGUCUACACUGAGAUGAAGCAGGUUUUAGACCAUCUGAAGCAUCCACGUUUCCAGUUCACCGAAAACGAGGAAGAAGCUGACAUAAUCUGGGCCUUCUCCCAUAUCCGAGAUUAUCGAAAACUGAGUGAGGAACGGCCUCAUGUCCUACUCAACCAGUUCCCAUGUGAGACGGUGCUGACCACUAAAGACUGCCUGGCAUCUGUGGCACGGAGAGCCAGGGGAGGUCAGGGGGCUCCGUGGCUCCCUAAAACCUUUAAUUUACAGACUGAGCUCCCUCAGUUCAUCAGACAUUACCUACAGAGACAGGAGAGAGGACUGGAAAACCACUGGAUUUGCAAACCUUGGAAUCUGGCCCGCGGUCUGGACACACACAUCAUGAACAACCUCAACUACAUAAUCAGACAGCGAGAGAGCACCCCAAAGGUGGUGAGUAAGUACUUGGAGGACCCUGUGCUGUUUCACAGAGAGGAGGUGGGCAUGGUGAAGUUUGACAUCCGCUACAUGGUGCUGCUGCGCUCUGUGGAACCUCUGCGUCUUUAUGCAUAUGAUGUCUUCUGGCUGCGUUUUGCUAACAAACCUUUCUCGCUGGAUCACUUUGACGACUAUCAGAAGCACUACACUGUGAUGAACUACGCUGCUGAUGUGCAGCUCAAACAGAUUCACUAUGAUGAAUUUAUCCCCAUGUUUGAGAGCCAGUAUCCGCAGUAUCCAUGGAAACAGGUUGAGGUAUGGCUUUAUGCACUUCAUUUUCAGUCUGUCCAUCUACACUACAGCAUACAGUGGUUAUGUUGUACAAUUUUCCCCUUUUCCAAAACGUAUUCAGCUUUAAACUUCAUAAAUCACAUAGAUCAAUCCUUUUUUUUUUCAGGAGAACGUGUGAUACAGCCUCAAAUACUGGAGGUGAAUUUUUGCCCAGACUGUGAGCGGGCCUGUCGUUAUCAUCCCAAGUUUUACGACCACAUGUUCCAAACACUGUUCCUGGAUCAGAUAGAACAGUGUCCUGUCACUCAAAUUUUAUGACCAACUUGCACUAAAAUAAAGAUGACUAAC